This is a messenger RNA of Myotis myotis, 4669 nucleotides long. Its product is annotated as pre-mRNA cleavage complex 2 protein Pcf11-like. The record is from RefSeq and is a predicted model, not a curated record. Gene Ontology annotation, molecular function: RNA polymerase II complex binding; mRNA binding. Gene Ontology annotation, cellular component: mRNA cleavage factor complex; cytoplasm. NCBI's taxonomy places the organism in Eukaryota, Metazoa, Chordata, Mammalia, Chiroptera, Vespertilionidae. Gene Ontology annotation, biological process: termination of RNA polymerase II transcription.
AUGUCAGAGCCGACACCGGCCGAGCCCGGUAUCCCAGGGGCCCGGGAGGACGCCUGUCGGGAUUAUCAGUCAUCCCUCGAAGACCUGACCUUCAAUAGCAAACCGCACAUCAAUAUGCUGACCAUUCUAGCCGAGGAGAACCUGCCCUUCGCCAAGGAGAUCUUCUCUCUCAUCGAGGCCCAAACCGCCAAGGCUCCUUCCUCAGAGAAGCUUCCUGUUAUGUACCUUAUGGAUUCUAGCGUGAAAAACGUUGGACGAGAGUAUCUCAUUACCUUUACUACAAAUCUAGUUGCAACAUUUAUUUGUGUGUUUGAAAAGGUGGAUGAAAAUACUAGAAAACGUUUAUUUAAAUUACGUUCCACAUGGGAUGAGAUAUUCCCAUUGAAGAAACUUUAUGCCCUGGAUGUCAGAGUCAAUUUAUUAGAUCCUGCUUGGCCUAUUAAACCUCUACCCCCCAAUGUGAAUACACCUAGCAUCCAUGUGAACCCUAAAUUUUUAAAUAAAUCGCCUGAAGAGCCUUCAACACCUGGCACAGUGGUCACUUCCCCUAGCAUCUCCACUCCUCCAAUGGUUCCUGAUAUACAAAAGAAUCUUACCCAAGAACCUAUAAGGCAGCAGCUACUUGCAAAACAAAAACAGUUAUUAGAACUUCAGCAGAAAAAGCUGGAGCUUGAACUAGAGCAGACUAAAGCACAACUGGCAGUUUCUCUUAGUGUUCAGCAGGAGACAUCCAACUUAGGUCCUGGAUCUGCACCAUCCAAAUUACAUGUUUCAUAAAUUCCCCCUAUGGAGGUUAAAACUCCCCAUCAGAUUCCUUUGCAACCUGAAAAAAGCCGUGCAGGUCCAUCCUUACAAAUUCAGGACUUGAAAGGAACAAACCGGGAUCCCCGUCUUAAUGGGAUAAGUCAGCAUUCUUCUCACGGAAAAGAUCAAAGUCACAGAAAAGAAUUCCCAAUGAAUACAUUAAACCAAUCUGAUAUUAAGACAAGUAAAACUAUAUCUUCUGAAAAACAAAAUUCAUCCAAACAAGGAAAAAGUAAAUCAGGUGAAAAAAUAACCAAGAAAGAACUUGACCAGUUAGAUUCUAAAUCUAAAUCUAAAUCACCUUUGAAAAACAAAUUCUCUCACACAAAAGACUUGAAAAAUCAAGAAUCUGAAUGCCCAAGGUUGUCUGACAUGAGUAGGAGAGAUCCAAGAUUAAAAAAACAUCUUCAAGAUAAGACUGAUAGCAAAGAUGAUAAUACAAAAGAGAAGAGAAAAACUUCAGAAAAAAAAGAUAAAGAUGAGCAUAUGAAAUCAUCUGAACAUAGUCUGGUUGGAAGUCAAAAUAAAAUCGUUAAUGGCAUUGUACAAAAACAAGAUGCAAUAACGGAAGACUCAGAAAAAUAGGGAAUAAAACCAGGGAGAUCAAGUACUAGAAAGCGAUCAAGAUCGAGAUCACCCAAGUCUCGGCCACCAAUUAUACAUUCUCCUAAGAGAAGAGAUAGGCGGUCACCCAAACAAAGGCAAAGGAGUAUGUCUCCAACCUCGACAGCCAAAGCUGGAAAGAUUCGCCAAUCUGGAGGUAAGCAGUCAUAUAUGGAAGACUUUGUGCCACCUUCCAGGGAAGAAAGAAAUGCUAAGAGAAGUACUAAACAGGAUGUUCGAGAUCCAAGGCGAAUAAAGAAGACUAAAGAGGAAUGACCGCAAGAAACUACAUGUCAAUGUUCUACAAAGGCAGGCACUGAACCAAAGGAGAAUGUAGAAAAUUGGUCAAGUUCCAAGUCUAACAAAAGAUGAAAAUCUGGUUGGGAAGAAAAUAAAAGCUUACAAGGUGACGACCAUAGUAAAUCUCCUCAUCUAAGGCAUAGGGAAAGCUGGUCAAGCACUAAAGGAAUUUUGUCACCUCGAGCCCCAAAGCAACAGCAUCGAUUAAGUGUAGAUGCCAAUCUUCAGAUUCCUAAAGCGUUAACUCUUGCCAGCAAAAGAGAAUUACUUCAAAAGAUGAGUGAAUGUUUAGCAUCUGGUGAAAUUACACAGGAUGAGUUCCUUGUUGGUGUGCAUCAAAUUCAACAACUAUUUCAGUAUCAAGAAGGUGUGCGAGAAGAGCAGAGGUCACCAUUCAAUGAUUGUUUUCCACUUAAGCGACCUAGAUAUGAAGAUGCAGAUAAACCAUUUGUAGAUAGCCCAGCAUCACGAUUCGCUGGCCUCAAUAUAAAUCAGCCUACAGCAUUAGCUGAAGACAGACCAUUAUUUGAUGGACCUAAUAGGCCAUCAGUGACAAGAGAUGGCCCAAACAAGAUGAUUUUUGAAGGACCUAAUAAAUUAAGCCCUGGAAUUGAUGGACCUCCUGCACCAGGUUCUCUUUGAUUUGAUGGGUCACCUGGACAAAUGGGGGAUGGUGGUCCUUUGAGAUUUGAAGGACCACAAGGUCAGCUAGGAGGCAGGUGUCCUUUGAGAUUUAAAGGUCCUCCAGGACCAGUAGGGACACUGCGGUUUGAAGGGCCAAUUGGUCAAGCAGGCAGAGGUGGUUUUCGGUUUGAAGGUUCCCCUGGUCUGAGGUUUGAGGGAUCUGCAGGUGGUCUACGAUUUGAAGGACCAGCGGGCCAGCCUGUGGGUGGGCUCAGGUUUGAGGGACAUUGGGGUCAACCUGUGGGAGGUCUGAGGUUUGAGGGACCUCAUGGUCAGCCUGUGGGUGGACUUAGAUUUGAUAAUCCCCGAGGUCAGCCUGUAAGUGGACAUAGAUUUGAGGGGGGUCAUGGUCCAUCAGGAGCUGCAAUUAGGUUUGAUGGACCUCAUGGUCAGCCAGCAGGUGGGAUCAGAUUUGAGGGCCCUUUGCUACAGCAGGGAGUUGGAAUGAGGUUUGAGGGCCCCCAUGGUCAGUCAGUAAUUGGUCUGAGGUUUGAAGGACAACAUAAUCAACUUGGUGGAAACCUUAGGUUUGAGGGUCCACAUGGUCAACCAGGGGUUGGGAUCAGGUUUGAGGGACCCUUAGUCCAACAAGGAGGUGGAAUGAGGUUUGAGGGUCCUGUACCAGGAGGUGGACUGAGAAUUGAAGGGCCUCUGGGUCAAGGUGGUCCAAGAUUUGAAGGUUGUCAUGCUUUAAGGUUUGAUGGGCAGCCAGGUCAGCCAUCACUCUUACCAAGAUUUGAUGGAUUACAUGGUCAACCAGGUCCUAGAUUUGAAAGAACUGGUCAACCAGGCCCACAGAGAUUUGAUGGACCACCUGGACAGCAGGUUCAACCAAGAUUUGAUGGUGUUCCUCAAAGAUUUGAUGGUCCACAAUACCAGCAAGCAAGGUUUGAUACUCCCCUUGGUCUUCAAGGCGCACGAUUUGACAAUCAUCCUUCACAAAGGCUUGAAUCUGUUUCUUUCGGUCAGACUGGUCCAUAUAAUGAGCCGCCUGGCAAUGCUUUUAAUGCCCCAUCCCAAGGACUGCAAUUCCAAAGACAUGAACAAAUAUUUGAUUCACCUCAAGGACCAAAUUUUAAUGGACCACAUGGCCCUGGGAACCAGAGUUUCUCAAAUCCCCUUAGCAGAGCUUCUGGACACUAUUUUGAUGAAAAGAAUCUUCAAAGUUCUCAAUUUGGAAACUCUGGCAAUUUACCUGCUCCAAUAACAGUAGGAAACAUUCAGGCAUCUCAACAGGUUCUGACUGGUGUUGCUCAACCAGUACCAUUUGGCCAGGGACAACAAUUUUUACCAGUUCACCCACAAAAUCCUGGAGCAUUUGUUCAGAAUCCUUCAGGAGCCCUUCCUAAGGCAUAUCCUGAUAAUCGCCUCAGUCAGGCGAAUGUAAAUGAAUUAUUUUCAAAACUGCUAAGAACAGGAAUUCUCAAAUUGUCCCAGCCUGAUUCAGCUACAACACAAGUAAAUGAAGUUGCUGCUCAGCCUCCCACUGAAGAGGAGGAAGAUCAAAAUGAAGAUCAAGAUGUUCCAGAUCUUACCAAUUUUACAAUUGAAGAGUUAAAACAACAUUAUGAUAGUGUUAUAAAUCGACUGUACACUGGUAUUCAGUGUUACUCUUGUGGAAUGAGGUUUACAACAUCACAGACAGAUGUUUAUGCAGAUCACUUGGACUGGCAUUAUUGGCAAAAUAGAACUGAAAAAGACGUUAGCAGAAAAGUCACUCAUAGACGUUGGUACUACAGUUUAAUAGACUGGAUAGAACUUGAGAAAAUAGCUGAUUUGGAAGAACGUGCAAAGAGCCAGUUUUUUGAAAAGGUGCAUGAUGAAGUUGCGCUCAAAACUCAGGAAGCUGCUAAAGAAAAGGAGUUCCAAAGUGUACCGGCAGGGCCAGCUGGAGCAGUGGAGAGUUGUGAAAUCUGUCAAGAACAAUUUGAACAAAUCUGGGAUGAAGAAGAGGAGGAGUGGCAUUUAAAGAAUGCCAUUAGAGUGGAUGGAAAGAUUUAUCAUCCAUCAUGUUAUGAAGAUUAUCAAAAUACAUCUUCAUUUGAUUGUACACCAUUUCCCAGCAAGACACCAGUUGAAAACCCUUUGAACAUUAUGUUGAACAUUGUCAAAAAUGAAUUGCAGGAACCCUGUGAAAGUCCCAAAGUUAAGGAAGAACAAACCGAUACCCCACCAGCUUGUACAGAGGAGAGCAUAGCAACACCCACUGAAAUUAAAACUGAAAAUGAUACAGUUGAGUCAGUUUAAAUAAAAUGAGAAAGAUAUGUUUUUCUUUUUU